UGAUCCUAAGUUAUUCAUCACGAUGCAUCCCACCACUAAGCCAAUCAUGGCAGAAAAGCGCAUGAGGUACGAUGAGGUCGCGUGGAAGAAAAGUGACGAAACAUUUGCAGCCUGGAGGAAAAGGCUGUUCAAUGAAAAGGUCUUUCGAGACAUUGGCGCGCUGAUUAUCAGGCACCGUGGAGGACCGGCCGAGGAGCUGUUCCCUCCAAGAAAAGGAUCAUUCAAUGUCAUUCUCCGAAUGAAAUUCCUCGAUGGUGGAUCAGCAGUCAUCCGCUUCCCGGCUGCGGGCUUUUCGAUGUUUCCAGAGGAGAAGUUGCUCAGAGAGGUCUCUGUGAUGCGAUUCAUCGAAUACAACACAUCAAUUCGGGUUCCGCAUGUUCUGUAUCAUGGAAAGUCUGAGGAAAUCCCGGCCGGACUGGGGCCGUUUAUCAUUAUGGAAUAUUUGGAAAACGACUCCGAUAUCAUCGAUGCCCUAAACAUUCCAGGUCGCGCGGAUGAGGACCGACCUAUCCUGGAUCCUAAUAUCUCCGACGAAAGGCUCAGGUUCGCUUACAGUCAAAUGGCAGAGAUUUUGCUUCAGCUGGGCAGGCCUUCUUUCAGCAAGAUUGGCUGCUUAACAAGCAAUGGAGAUGAGGACUUUGAGGAAUGGGACGUCACACACCGUCCUCUGACCAUCAACAUGAACGAGCUCGUCCAGCUUGGUUGUGUUCCCGAGCAUCUCCUCCCACAGCAACCAUUCGAAACCGCGUCUUCCUAUUUUCUGGCGCUUGCAGAGCUACAUAUGACCCAUCUCUCCUCGCAGCGUAACGACGCGUUUGACUCUGAAGAGGAAUGCAGGACCAAAUAUAUUGCAAGAUGCUUAUUCCGGAAACUUGCACGAGAGAAUCGACUUUGUUCACAUGACAAUGGUCCCUUCAAGCUUUUCUGUGAUGAUCUGCGCCCUGCCAAUGUUCUCGCGAACUCAGAGUACAACUACGCCGUUGUUGGGGCGAUUGACUGGGAGUUUACCUAUGCUGCUCCAACUGAAUUUGUGCACAGUCCUCCGUCAUGGCUGCUGCUCGAGCGUCCAGAAUACUGGGAAGCUGGUCUGAAUGACUGGACACGAGCUUACCAAGAACGCCUACCAGUAUUUCUAGAAGAGCUCCAGGUGCGGGAAGAUGUGGCUAUCCAGCGGGGAAUCAUGUCCGAGAAAGAUCGACUGUCUCAGCACAUGAAAACGAGCUGGGAGAGUGGUGAUUUCUGGGUCAGCUAUGCAGCGAGGAGGAGCUGGGCUUUUGACAUGAUCUACUGGGCGAGAAUUGAUCGUCGAUUCUUUGGAACAGGCGAUUUACAGGACCGCCUAAGCCUGUUGACUCGGGAAGAAAGACAGGAGAUGGAAGGGUUUGUGCAGAGAAAGAUGGCGGAGAAUGUUGGUCUUUAAUUGUUCACAUCGAGCUUCAUCACCAUCCUUACACUAUCAUGUCCCACUAGCAAACCAUAACCUUGUGUU
Messenger RNA from Aspergillus sclerotioniger CBS 115572, 1489 nucleotides. RefSeq lists its product as uncharacterized. Lineage: Eukaryota; Fungi; Ascomycota; Eurotiomycetes; Eurotiales; Aspergillaceae. The transcript has a single exon. Bases 23 to 1420 code for a protein of 465 amino acids. The record is from RefSeq and is a predicted model, not a curated record.